AUGAAUGUCCUCGUCAACUACGCCAGCGAUUCAGACUCUGAGACCGAGCAGAAGACCCCUUCAACGAGGCGCCAUGUCCCGCAGACCAAGGACGAUGUCGACAACGACUUUGUGCUGGCCGCCCUGAAGGACAUCCAGAGCUUUGCCGCUUCUACAGAAACAUCACCCUCAAAAGAUAAUUCAGAGUCGACACAGAGGACAACUGAUGGACCAAUUGCUGCUACCGCAGGCGAUACCAGUGUUGAUGAUCUCGGAUUCUUGUCGUUCUUGAAGGAGAUUGAUGCUAUCCCAUGUCCACCAGAGGAUCAGGCACAGGCGGCGCCACCUCCUCCAUCACCGCCAUCAACUCCACCUACAGUCGAUUGUGUUGUGCCUCCACCACCACCUCCGUCAUUACCAACAAUACAAGCUGACGAUGGUGAAAGCGUUCUAGAGCUGGCUUCUCGAGAUACCAAAACCAUUUACACUCAGAUGUACCACCUAUGGCUACUGCCGUCGAUCUCGAUUGAUCAAAAGGAUCUGGAGCGCAGAUUGUUGGAAUUUGCCAUUAGGAUCAGGGACUGGGAGAAAGGAGGUCUUUAUGAACACUACUUCUUGGGCAAGGAUCGAGCAGGAACAGUGUCCAUUGCUGGAUCAAGCAGCAUUGUAGAGUUGCCACCGUACGGAGGAGUUGUUGGGUCGAUGAUCAAGCAAUUAUACGAGCUCGAACAAAUGGCUGCCCCUAGUGGUUGGACAGCCGUUUGGGAUACUGAGGACGAGGCAUACGGAUUCCAUCAUAUCCGGACGGGCGGCCCUGGGCAGUAG
Molecule: messenger RNA, 804 nt
Organism: Gamsiella multidivaricata
Lineage: Eukaryota; Fungi; Mortierellomycota; Mortierellomycetes; Mortierellales; Mortierellaceae
Exons: 2
Coding region: 1-804 (267 amino acids)
Source: RefSeq, a predicted model, not a curated record